CGGCCGAGGCUAACGAGGUUUUGUAAAACGAUUUCGCGGAUUCGGUUUUUUUUGUGCUUUCAGGGGGAAAUUUGUUUGGAAAUUUGUUAUGAAAUAGCCGCUGAAAGAAGAAGAUCAACACAAAGAAACACGGGAAGCCUCAGAAAACACCAACCGAAGAUGUCUGCACAUAAGGAGAACGAGCUCGUGUCAUUCGAUGAUAUCAACUAUGACAACUACGAGGACCUCCGUAAAGCUCAAGAGUCCAUGCUUAGAGAACAGUGGAUCCGCAUCAACGCGCUCAAAGUCACCCGUCACGCGCUGGAGAAGUGCUAUAAGAACAAGGGCGUGAACCACUUCGAGGACUGUAGAGAUCUGGCUGAGAAGUACAUGCAAAUGAUGGAUGCCCAGGGACGUAUUGAAGGGUUCUACGGUUACCAGAAGAACGAUCCAACCAAAUGAGCAAGGUGAAGCAAAUGUGCACACAGGGCCAUCGUUGCUGGUAUUGUCAUUCUAUUUAUUCGUAUUUAUAAACUAUUUAUUCAUAUCUUGUUUCCUAUUUAUA
Molecule: messenger RNA, 544 nt
Organism: Williopsis jadinii
Lineage: Eukaryota; Fungi; Ascomycota; Saccharomycetes; Phaffomycetales; Wickerhamomycetaceae
Exons: 2
Coding region: 160-441 (93 amino acids)
Source: RefSeq, a predicted model, not a curated record